Messenger RNA from Bolinopsis microptera, 2092 nucleotides. RefSeq names its product tetratricopeptide repeat protein 27-like. Bases 155 to 1870 code for a protein of 571 amino acids. Gene Ontology annotation, molecular function: protein binding. NCBI's taxonomy places the organism in Eukaryota, Metazoa, Ctenophora, Tentaculata, Lobata, Bolinopsidae. The transcript has a single exon. The record is from RefSeq and is a predicted model, not a curated record.
UCCAGAUCUCUUUAAUAACAUCGAAAAACUUAUUAGCAUUAUAGAGGAUCAUAGCGAAUUUGCCGCAUUACCAAAAGAGGUUCGAUGCAAGAUUUUGGUUGAGUUUGGAUUUGUAUAUCUAAACUUUCAGCACAUUUCGAAAUCACGGAGGUAUAUGGAGAUGGCUAAGAAGCUGAUUAGUUUCAGCUUCAAACUCACUGGUGCCUUAGGAAAAAGAACGAAAUAUCAGGAGACAGCUUUAGCGCAACUUAGAGUUGAGACCAUCAUUGAGGAAAACGUUGUCGAUGUGACUCCUUUAGAGAAUGAACCUCAGAUCAUUGAUUUAAAUGACGACACUUUGCUGGACAAAAUCUCAUUCGAGGACGAAAAUAUUAGGAACUCGGUCUCAAACCUGACUGCUCCAUUUUUGUUGCACAUGGCCUCACUCAAGUUGAAGGACUUUGCCAUGGAAGACAUGUUACGUGAGGAAGUGAUAGCCUUUCUUGAGGGAAUCAUAGAAGGAAGGACAUUUUCAUAUUGCAUUGCCACACAUGCUUACUUUCUGAGGAGCAAACUUGAAAAAACAUCCAUUCGAAGGCUCAGCCGUUGCAUGGAACAGUUGGAAGAAGUGGUUCUGGGGUUCGACUGUAAAAAGGUUUGCUCGAGAACAGGGAGUCUAUUCCAAUCUGGACUUCCUCCAAUGUGGAAACAACAAAAAGUACUUGCAGAGAUGUACUCAGGUAUUGGGUCCCACAAAAGUGCUUUAGAUCUUUAUGAGAAGUUGCAAUUGAGAGAGGAGCAGAUAAACUCUCUGAUUGGAGCUGGAAGAUAUGAGGCUGCUGAGAAGCUGACUAGAUCACUAAUUGCUCAAGGUGAAACCCCCAAAUUGUAUUGCAUCCUAGGGGACACAACUCAAGACAUCACUCAUUACGAGAGAGCCUGGGAACUGUCAGGAGAGUCGUCAGCUAGAGCCAUGAAGUCCCUGGGAUAUCACUAUUUUAACAUCAAGGAGUACCGGAGGGCUUUAGUCUGCAUGCAGAAUUCUCUGGAAUGCAACUAUUUGCAGGGAGGUUUGUGGUUCACAGCUGGAUGCACAGCUCUUGCCAUACCAGAAUUUGAGACUGCCAUCAAGUGUUUCCAGACCUCUCUACAUAUAGAUGACGAGUAUUCUGAAGCUUGGAGCAACCUGGGAGCUUGCUUUCAGAAAACAGGACAGUUGCGUAAAGCUUUCAGCUGUUUCAAAGAGGCUACACGGCGAUCUUUUAACAACUGGAGAGUUUGGGAGAAUUUCCUGACUGCUGCAGCUCAGAUAAAAGAUUUUGCAAGCAUGAUAUUUGCUUAUCGGCAAAUCAUAACAACCGGACAGAAGUACUGUGAUGAAAUAAUACUGAAUAGUCUCGUGUCUGCAGUUAGAGAUAAUAUGACGUCAGUAUCUGGGGAAGAAGGAAUCAGGUACUACGACAAGAUUAUAGAUCUCUUCAAAUUUGCUAGCUCAAAAGUCACAACAAGCUUUGAUCUCUGGAGGUCUUAUGCUGCCAUGUACCUUGAUGUUGAUGGUAGAGAGGAUGUUGGUAUGGGUAUCGGUUACCUUAUCAAAGCAUAUCAUUCAGCUUCUUUGCACAUUGAGAAGUCAAUGGAAGACUUCUUGAAGUGUACUGAGUGCUCCAAAGUUCUUCAUAAGUACGUCAUAGCAGAAGCAAAAGAUUCUCCCACGUACACUCAACAUCUUCAGUCCUUGAAAUCCAUCCUUCAAAUAUUGAUAACUAAAGGUCACAAACUAUCCGAAUCUAUGCCUAAUGAAGAGGCUGAGGAGAGGAAGUUGAUUUUGGAGUAUUUGAAAAACGCUAAUCAGCAACUAGAAGAAGUCGAGGAAGCACAGUUAUUUGUGUGAAAUUCUUUGUAUUUCUUGAAUUUCUUUUAACAUUAGUGUAAGUUUUAGUUGUUUUCAGCGUUUUAGGUCGGUGGUUAAUUUAUUAAACUUUAUCAAACUAUCCUUUCUGGGAUAUCAGUUUUAUGGUGACGACAGGUUUUUAUAUGCACUUUUAUUUCGGUCUGUGGCUGUCUCAUUCUACAAAAUGAUCAUGUCAGUUGUUGUUGCAAUGAAUGAAGAUAA